CGCAUAGUUUGAUAAUCUGUGUAAAUGUGCAAGUCAUAUAAAAGAAUGACAGGCUGAGCUCACCUAAAACCUAACCUAUUUCGUCAUUGUUUACGCUUGCUGCUGGUUUACAUGUGUUUUACUCAGUGAAAAAUUGUGUUACAAAAUUCACAUUUCUAUCAUUCAAAAGUUACUUGUAAAGUUCGAAGUGCUGCUAAAAUAGUCCUAACACAAUGGAAUUAUUUGUGGGAAAACGCUGUGUAUCUUUAAUAGAAUAUGGUACUUCUGUUCAAGACCUCAUACUGCACAUUCAGAAGAGCAUAGGACUACAACCAAACGAGUACUAUCUAACUUCAAAUGGACGAAUAUUCCACCCAGAGGAAGAUAAAACUCCACAAAGAAAAGUACACAUUAUAUUAAGAACCCUUGGAGGGAAAGGUGGCUUUGGUUCUAUGCUAAGAGCUAUUGGAGCUCAAAUCGAAAAAACCACAAAUAGAGAAGCCUGUAGAGACCUCAAUGGCAGAAGGCUAAGGGACAUUAACGAAGAACAAAGGCUAAUAAAAUGGGUGGAGCAGCAGGGAGAACGCGAGAAAGAGGCGCAAGAUAAGAAAAAGAAAAAACUCGAAAAACUACUAGAGCAACCCAGACAUGAAUUUAAGGAUGAGCAGUAUGAAAAAGAGAGGACUGAGUUGACUGACAAGAUAGAGGAUGCGGUCACAAAGGGCUUGGAAGCCUCAAACAGUGGUAUAAAGAGGAAAAUCGAUACAAAAAGCAAACUGGGAAAAAAACCCAAAUUAUGGAUUGAUAGCGAUAUUGAUGAAGAUCUAUCUACCACUGAUUCUGAGGAUGAUGACGAACGCAAACCAUCUACCAGUGUCAUUUGCGUUUCACCAAGCUCUUCUUCGGAAGAUCAUAAAUGAACUACGAAGGUUGUUCUAGAUCUUUUAGAACUACUCCAGAAAUUGAAGGAAUGGCGCAGGGCUCAAUUCGAAUAAAUUUACAUUCCACGUUAUGCGAAAAGUGAGUAACGGAGCACUCGUAACGUAACAUAAAGUAAUUAAAACAGCAAAGUUAUUGG
Messenger RNA from Dendroctonus ponderosae (mountain pine beetle), 1057 nucleotides. RefSeq names its product replication stress response regulator SDE2. The record is from RefSeq and is a predicted model, not a curated record. Lineage: Eukaryota; Metazoa; Arthropoda; Insecta; Coleoptera; Curculionidae. Gene Ontology annotation, cellular component: nucleus. The transcript is spliced from 3 exons. The coding region runs from base 213 to 899 and encodes 228 amino acids.